UGGGAUCUGGGGACCAACUGACAAUUUUGCGCGCCAUUUCAUGAAAGGCCUAAACAACAUUGGCAGUUCGCAGAAGUCGAAGAUCAUUUUUGUUUAUCGAUUUCAGUUUGAAUUUCACAAAGAAAAGUAUUGAAAAUGGUGUUAGAUGUUGGGGUUCGAGAGAUUUUUAUUGAUGCACAGCGCAAAGUGAAUGUGCGAGCCAAUCUUGUUUCAAAACUAAAGAAGAUUUAUGAGACCGACGAGAAAGAGUUCUUUGCUGCUUUCACAAAACUUGCUAAGCACUCAUUGGUUGUGUACACAAGAGAACCGGCUGUUGAACGAACUAUCGACUUUAUUGUUGCAUUUGCCGUUGCAGAACACAAUAAAUCGCCUUCAAAGGUUCAUGAACAAUUACAGAAUGGAAAUUUCAGUGAUGAGGAAGAAGAAGUCAUGAGUCCUUUCUUGUCAAACUUUUUUAAUUUCCUGCUUGACCUACAUGACUCUCACUCCAAAGCUGUUAGAUUUCGAGUUUGCCAAAUUAUCAACAAACUCUUUGACGGGCUCUCUGACAAUAUUAGCAUAGAUGAAGAGCUUGCCAAUCGCGUCUAUGACUGCAUGCUAAUAAGACUGAUUGAUAAGUUCCCAAUCAUUCGUGUACAAGCAGUGAAAGCCAUAUAUAGACUGCAGGAUGUUCAAGAUCCCAGCUGUCCUGUCAUUGAAUCCUUUAUCCACUUGAUGGAAAAAGAUAGCAGUCCAGAUGUGAGAAGAGCUGCACUUCAAAACAUUGCUGUGACCCACAAGACACUUCUCCAUAUUCUUAAUAGAACAAGAGAUGUAAAGAAUGCAGUACGUAAAGCAGCAUAUGAAGUUUUGGCAGAAAAGGUGAAGAUAAAAUCAUUAACAAUUGCCCAGAGGUUAAAACUUCUUGAUGAUGGAUUGAAUGAAAGGUCAGCUAUUGUGAAGAAGGCAUGUAUAGGUACACUACUGAAAGCUUGGCUGGUUGACCUAGAUGAAAAUGUCCCUUCGCUACUCAAAUGCCUUCAUGUUGAAAGUUCACCUGAAACAUCUCUUCUGGCACUGAAGGCUUUGUUUGAAAAUGCUACUGAGGAUGCAGUCAAGAAGCAUAUUCAAUACCUGAGAGAUCUUCCCCAAGUUGAAGCAGAAUCAGACUGUGUACUAAUUGAACAUGAUCACCUUGUGCCUGAGGUUGCAAUCUACUGGAGAUCAUUGGCACAGCAUGUUAAGUCAAUGGAUAAUAAUGAUGAGCUAAUGGAGUCAUUGCUACCUCUUGCUUCAGAAUUUUGUUGCUAUGUAGAAAGGUUUGCCAGCAAUCACAAGCUGGUAGAUGAAACAGGUGGAGAUGACGAGGCUGUGCAGCAGGCUGAUUUUGUCAUGCAGCAGUUGUUGUUAUUGUGUGGGUGUCUUGAUUACACCGAUGAAAUUGGAAGAAAAAAGAUGCAAACGCUUACCCGAAAGCUGUUUCUUGACGAAAACACCCCUUUCACAUUGGUUGAGAAUUUGGUGGCUAGGUUUGUAGAAACAGAAACAGACGAAGAGAAGUGUUUGCAGUCUUUUGUUGAAUUCAUUGCCGAGAUAAAAGAACCAAUGAUUGUAGAGGAGGUUGCUAAAAAUCCUGAAGAUGUAAGAAAAAAGGAAAUUGAGCUUGCCAAGCUAAAAAUAGAACUCAUAGAGCUCAGGGAAUCGUUGGAUGAAGCAAUAAAAGAGGAACAGUUUACCAAAGCAGCCGAAGUUAAAGAGCAGAUCGCAAAAUUAGAGGAAAGUGCAAACGACCUUAAAAAUGCCAGUCAGCCACAAAGUCAAGCUAUCCGAGUAGAAAAAAACGACUCUUUUACUAUUCUGAAGUGCCUGUACAUUGCUUCUGAAAUGCUGCAAAAAGUCCACAAGAGAGUGCUUACACCUACAAUUAAAUCGUUGGCAGAAACUUUGAUUUGGCCCUCAGUACAAGAUGAAGAUAUGUUGAUAAGAAAUGCUGCAAUCAAAUGUGUUGGGCUUAUCUCAUUGCUAGACAAGGACUUUGCCACUGAAAACUUUGUGUUGUUUCUUCAAGCUGCACAGAUUGACACGGAACUAGUUCAAAUCACUGCAACCCAAGUGAUCUUUGACUUAAUCCAGCUGUACGGAUUUGAUGCAUUUGAGACCAACAAAAAUAGCGCCCCUGUUAAUCAACAGCAGAAGAAUGGUUUCCCGGAAGAUGAUGAUUCUUCCGAAGAUGGCCAGAGUCCAACACAAAACUCUGACAGUGAAGCGCGUAGCCUUUUGUCUCUUGGCACUGGAGAGCAGGCUAGUGCUUCGGAGAUAAUAUUAAAUGCCCUUGUUGUGCUGUUAGAUGGAGAGAGUCCCGAUAUUCGCUUUGUUGUUGCUGAAGGCAUGUGCAAACUUUUAUUGUCUGGCCGUAUACGGAGUGCGAAACUUUACGCGCAUUUGGUUCUUUUGUGGUACAAUCCUGCAGUUUCUGACGAUUUUAAGUUGAAACAAUGUCUUGGAGUGUUCCUGCCAAAUUUCGCGUUAGCCUCAAGAAGCAACCAAGAACUUGUUGAAGAAUCCUUCUUUCCAAUACUGGAGACGUUAUUUGAUGCACCCGAUUCGUCCCCGCUAACUGAAGUUGAUCCUUUGAUUGUCGUUGAGUUGUUGGUUCAACUAACUAGCCUUAGGAAUCGACAGAACCAUGCUACUUCAAACGGCUUUCCGCCUACCGCUGAUCAGGAUUUCAACGUACAUGACUCGAUGGCAGUCAAAGUGGCGAAUGAAAUUCUUUCUGAAUCGGACAACAUUGAUCUUCGCAUGUUGUGCAAAACCUUGUCAUUGCUUGAGAUAUCACCUGGAAAUGAGAUGGUUGUCAAAGAUCUGAGCAUUCUCUGUAACCGUAUAUUGGAGGAUCUUGAUGACAAAGUUUGUUAUAAGUUUAUUCAAAAGUUUCAAGCAACCUUGCCAGUUUUGGACAAAGAAGUUUCAGAUCAAAAUUCUGUUCCUCCCGAUUCAAAUACUGCCAUACAGGAUGAUGACAAUCAAAUAAAAAGCCCGGAAAAUGAGCCAGAAGACGUUACCAUGGUAGAUGCUGCUGCAGAAAUGUCGACACAAAAUAACAACACACAAAGUAAACGGAUGCGUGGUACACGGCCUUCAGCUGCAAGAUCAAAAUCGCAAAAGAAAACGGGAAGAGGGACAAAUAGAAGUCAAAAGAAAGAUAUUGUUAAAGAUGCUUCGAAUGAGGAGAGGGAAACCCGUGAAUCUAAUGUAAAGCCGACUCGACGGGUGCUUUCAAGUCGGGCAAGCAAAACGGCAGCCUUAGAAUCGACAAGAAUGAACCUCGAAUCCGUUCUCCUUUCUGAAGAUUCCAAUGAAAGCGAGGAAGAAAUACAGACUGACAGUUCGCCAGAAUUCGACUAAAAAUUUAGGACAAUUCACGCAAUAUGCCUUUUGGUAAGGUACGUUGGUGCGGUUUUGUAAUGGCAUCGACUCGGCAAUCACAAAACCAACGAUUGAUCAUAACAUGGACAGAGAAAAACAAGUUUUAUUAACUCUAAUCCGAAUUUGUAAAGAUGUAUCUUAAAGUAUUCUAAAUUGGUCUUUUCAGUAUCCAAGCACAGUUUUGCGACUCCUACUUAUGCUUUGUCAAGAAUUUUUCCUAAGUUCGAGAAAUAGACCGCUUUGUAAGCUCCAGAGCGUUGGAAAUAAUACCGUUCUGAGAAGCCCCUUGGGGACAGGGUGGUUAGUUGGUGUCGCUAGUGUUACUUCAAAAGGGUAUUCCGAAUAAUGGCCCAUUUUUUUCAAAAUUGAUUACGAGUCCCAUCCUUUCCUUCUGCUCAGAAGUAAAAUGCGAUGUGCUUUUUAUGAGCACGUUGACUUUUGUUUUCAAGCUAGCUCCACGUGACAUAUUUCUGUUAAUCCUCAAGUAUAUAAGUUAAAUUGCCUCGGUACAAUCUAUCUUGGUAAACGACUCGUUUUACAUUUCAUAAACAACUAGUUGCUAAGGAACAAAUGUCUUAUUUUCUUACGUAACCAUUUCGUCUCGAGUUAGCCUUUCCUACUUAAUUUUGUUGUGGAGACGAACCUUAAUUUGUUCGUGUGAAUGAACUAUAUAAGUUCCACGGCUUUAUUUUCACAUCACAUAAUAUAUUCUGGGGUAGAAACAUUCAUGGAACUUAUUGGAACAAGCCAGUCUAGAAUCAAAAGACAAUUUAGAGAAGCGGGUGUCUUGAGAAAAAUGUGAAUAAAACUCUGGUUUAUAGGAUGGAAUUAUGAUGUAUAGUUGUUUUUAUUAUUGUUUUCAUGACUUUGAAGCGUUUUGAAGCCCUAUGAAAGGGUAAUUCCUUGUGCGAGCCUUUGAAACAUUUUUCUCAUUGGUUCGGACAAAUUGAUAGACCAAUAGUCAUAAACAAUGGAAAUCUUGAUUCGUCUCCCAAACAAAAGAAAUGUAUUGUGAAUUCUCCUCUAGCCUCUAGCCACGUAUUUUAUUGCUUAUUUUCAAGUUUAUUAUAUCCGUCCAGAAGCUCCUUCUAAAAAUCUUUCCCCUUUCAAAGAUGAUUUUCAUCAAAAGCCAGUCGAUGCUCUUCUGUCCCAUUGACUCUGAAAGAGCUAUUAUCAAAAUGCAGUGGAAUCUCCACUAACGAACGCCUCUAUACAACGGACACCUCUCAACAACGGACAGUUUCACUGGUCCGAACGGUGUCUAAUAUGAGGGGGUAAUUUAAUGUUCUUAUAAGAUUGCAUUUUGUUGUUGGUCUUGUAUUUGGUCCCAACCAAAAAAUGAUAUUCAAUCUUUGAAUAGUCUUGUAUUUUUGAGUAGAUUUAGAAACCAUAUGAAGUUAAAA
Messenger RNA from Rhopilema esculentum, 4811 nucleotides. Its product is annotated as condensin complex subunit 3. The record is from RefSeq and is a predicted model, not a curated record. Gene Ontology annotation, molecular function: protein binding. Gene Ontology annotation, cellular component: condensin complex; condensed chromosome. Gene Ontology annotation, biological process: mitotic chromosome condensation. NCBI's taxonomy places the organism in Eukaryota, Metazoa, Cnidaria, Scyphozoa, Rhizostomeae, Rhizostomatidae.